UUUGCGAAACCCUAGAAUCGCUUCGUAUUCUUCUUCCUCUCGCAAUUUGCCGUUUUCUUCUCGGUUUUGUUUUGUUUUUUUUCGUAUUGUAUUGUUUUCCCCCGUUCGCGAUGGCGAUCCUGCGUGUGUAGUCUCCGCCUUCUGCGAGCGAGCAGUGCUGGUUCUAUCGGGACGCUGCUGCUGCUGCUGCUGUUAUUCAUUCGUUUAUUUAUUUUUCCAGCCGUGGAGGCCUUCAACGACUCACCGUCACCAUGUUUUGCUCCAUAUCAGGUGUGACACCUGAAGACCCUGUGGUGUCGCGCAAAUCUGGCUUGCUGUUCGAGCGGAGGUUGAUCUUUAAGCACCUAGCGGAUAAUGGAACAGACCCUGUAACAGGAGAGGCAAUGUCUGUGGAUGACCUCAUCUCAAUCAAAACAAACAAGGCUGUGAAGCCAAGGCCUUUGCAAGCUGCAAGCAUACCGGGAAUGCUUGGACUCUUUCAAAAUGAGUGGGAUGCAGUUGUUUUGUCCAACUAUGCACUGGAGCAGCAGCUACAUACUGCUCGCCAAGAAUUGAGCCACGCACUCUAUCAGCACGAUGCCGCUUGCCGAGUAAUUGCUCGUUUGAAGAAAGAGAGAGACGAGGCCAGAGAGCUUCUUUUGAAGGCGGAGAGACAAGCACCAACUGCUGGACCGGCCCCUGCGGCUGCUCCAACUGUUACUAGCAACGGAAAAAGAGCUCCUGAAGCAGACACACAAUCUGAAGGCCCUGGAAAGAAACCAAGGCAGGGCAUUUCAUCCGACAUAAUCAAAGAGCUGACUGAUUGUAAUGCCCGUCUUUCUGGACAACGUAAAAAGCGACAGGUUUCACCAACAUUGGCCACUCCUGAUGCUCUGGAAAAGUACACCCAGUUGACCAGUCAUCCCUUGCACUCGAGCUCGAAACCAGGCAUUCUGUCUAUUGAUGUUCAUCAAUCUAAAGAUCUUGUGUUAUCUGGAGGUGUUGACGGUACAGCUGUAGUGUUUAACCGAAGUUCUGGAGAACUCGUCUCUACUCUAUCUGGUCACAGCAAACGUGUUACUAGCGUGAAGUUCGUUGCAAAAGACGAAUGUGCUCUUACUGGCUCUGUUGAUAAGACGGUCAAAAUUUGGCAAGGACAAGAGGAUGGGAGUUAUACUUGUAAACACACGCUGAAAGACCACUCUGCAGAGGUACGAGCAGUGACUGUGCAUGCCACUCAGAAUUACUUUGUCACAGCCUCUGCUGAUAAGACCUGGAACUUUUAUGAUCUCUCCACUGGACUUUGUCUUGCACAGGUUAAUGAUCCAAGUGUGCAAGAUGGGUACACAUCAGCAUCUUUUCAUCCUGAUGGCCUUAUCCUCGGGACUGGAACUACUGAAUCACUGGUUCGCAUUUGGGAUGUGAAAUCUCAGGCAAAUGUUGCCAAGUUUGAAGGGCACACAGGACCCGUGACGGAUAUAUCUUUCUCUGAGAACGGUUACUUUUUGGCUACUGCUGCACAAGAUGGAGUUAAGCUGUGGGAUCUGCGCAAGUUGAAGAACUUCCGUUCCUUUGCACCUUACGACAGUAACACACUAACAAAUACAGUUGAAUUUGAUUACAGUGGAAGCUACCUAGCUGUUGGCGGUUCAGACAUAAGGUUGUAUCAAGUAGCAAGUGUCAAGCAGGAGUGGAAUACCAUUAAAGUUUUCCCUGAUCUUUCUGGGACAGGCAAAGUGACGUCAGUCCGAUUUGGUCCAGAUGCGUCGUAUUUGGCAGUUGGCAGCAGCGACCGUAACCUGCGUAUUUUUGGUGCUCCUACGGCUACUUCUGAAUCUUAAUACCCUGAGCUGGUUUGAAGAGUAAAUUGAGCGGUGGUCCGACUUUCAGUCCUUGUGAGCCCCGUGGUUUGGGCCUUCUCGCAGUCUCUGAAUGGGUUAGAUUACAUUGUGCCUUGGCUCAGCGAAGACGUUACAUCUGAAGAGGUUGGGAAAGUUAAUCAAUUGCGACCAUAUCUAGCUAUGUCUUGGUAGGGCCGUCAUUUAAGUGAAAUUGCGUUGUGUGUCACUAGCUUGCUAUAAUUUAAGCAGUAUGGAAGCUAGCAGAUGCUCAGGCUAUCUCUUGUUGUGGUGCAAGUUGCACCAAGUCUCAGAUUUUCCUCAGCUUGUCUUUGGCAGCUAAUUAAACCUCUGUCUUUUUCGUACAUUGAAGUUCCUUCAAA
Physcomitrium patens is the source of this 2200-nucleotide messenger RNA. Its product is annotated as pre-mRNA-processing factor 19. Gene Ontology annotation, biological process: protein ubiquitination; mRNA splicing, via spliceosome; DNA repair. The record is from RefSeq and is a predicted model, not a curated record. Gene Ontology annotation, cellular component: Prp19 complex; U2-type catalytic step 1 spliceosome; cytoplasm. Gene Ontology annotation, molecular function: ubiquitin protein ligase activity; protein binding. Lineage: Eukaryota; Viridiplantae; Streptophyta; Bryopsida; Funariales; Funariaceae.